UGCUUUCACUUUGUUUGUGGUAACAAUUGAUGCACUGGACUUGGACCCUGUUGGACAGACCAACGGCAAGGGUGAAGGGUGAUUCAUUACCGCUACGUGGCCUGAUUCUUUCCCAGGUCCAUUUUUCUAAAACAACAAAGCUGUAAUGACUAACCACCGUGCCACCCAUCCCCCGCCUGCUCAUCCUCUCUGUAAAUCAUCUCGGCGAAACACAUGUCCUGCUGUAAUUGGCGUUUCGGGGUGGAUUUUUAUUCCCGCUGCUAAAUCGAAAACAUCGGGACCUGAAUGUCCGGCCUGCAGAUCGUGGCUUUCUUGGGGGCCCUGGGCGGGCUGGGAGCCACCAUAGCCGCCACCGUGUCCAAUGAGUGGAGGGCCACCAGUCGCGCCUCGUCGGUCAUCACGGCCACCUGGGUCCUGCAGGGCCUGUGGAACAACUGCGCCGGGAACGCCAUCGGAGCGCUGCACUGCCGCCCGCAUCACACCAUCUUUGCCCUCGAAGGCUACAUCCAAGCGUGUCGAGGAUUGAUGAUCGCAGCCGUCUGCCUGGGAUUCUUCGGGACGGUCUUCGCUCUGGUCGGCAUGAAAUGCACCAAAAUCGGGGGGACGGACGGCAGCAAGGCCAAGAUCGCCUGCUUUGCUGGGGCGAACUUCAUUCUGAGUGGCCUCUGCUCCGUCUCGGCCUGCUCUCUGUAUGCACACCGGAUAACGUCAGAGUUUUUCGACCCGCUGUUCGUGGCACAGAAGUAUGAGCUGGGAGCAGCGCUCUUCAUCGGCUGGGCCGGCUCGGUCCUCUGCAUCCUCGGAGGAACUCUGCUCUGCUUCUCCAUCCCGUGCUCCUCGAGGAAGGCCCGCAGUCCCGGGGCCUACAGAGGUGCCGCCUCACAUUCUCACGUCUCCUCGUACCAGAGAGGUCAGUCCAGGUCGAUGGGCCAGAGGCCUCCUCCGGACUACACCAACGCCUCCAGGGUUCAGCACUUCGAUAAGAACGCUUACGUAUAA
This is a messenger RNA of Synchiropus splendidus (mandarinfish), 999 nucleotides long. RefSeq names its product claudin-10-like. Gene Ontology annotation, cellular component: bicellular tight junction; plasma membrane. Gene Ontology annotation, biological process: cell adhesion; bicellular tight junction assembly. NCBI's taxonomy places the organism in Eukaryota, Metazoa, Chordata, Actinopteri, Syngnathiformes, Callionymidae. Bases 286 to 999 code for a protein of 237 amino acids. The transcript is spliced from 5 exons. The record is from RefSeq and is a predicted model, not a curated record. Gene Ontology annotation, molecular function: structural molecule activity.